Messenger RNA from Camelina sativa (false flax), 1018 nucleotides. RefSeq names its product B3 domain-containing protein At1g49475-like. The record is from RefSeq and is a predicted model, not a curated record. NCBI's taxonomy places the organism in Eukaryota, Viridiplantae, Streptophyta, Magnoliopsida, Brassicales, Brassicaceae. Gene Ontology annotation, molecular function: DNA binding.
CACGACAAUGAAAUAAAGUGUAUCUAUCCUCUUCACUUUUCCAUUUUCCUCUCUCAGUCUUGGGAGUAAAGAAAUUUCUUCUUGGCAAGAAAAAAAUGAGGAACACGCCUACUACUCGGAGAUCAUCGGUUCGAAUCACGUCGGCAGCAUCUCAACGCCGUCUAACACCGGAGCCAGAACCGGCGGUGAAAAAAUUCAUCAAGAUUAUUAAUCUUUCAACUAUCAAGGAAACAAUGAUGAAAAUUCCGGAGAGAUUUGUAAGAUUAGGUCCCAAACUCACUGACAAUGUGACUCUCGAGACUCCUGUGGGUUUCAAGCGUUCGAUUCGGAUCAAACGGAUUGGUAAUGAGGUCUGGUUUGAGAAAGGUUGGAGUGAGUUUGCUGAGGCUCAUUCUUGGAGUGAAGGUCAUUUUCUGUUUUUUCAUUACAAAGGGAAGUCUAGUUUUAGUGUUGUGAUCUUUGAUGUGACUGCUUCUGAGAUCGAGUAUCCAUUGGACAAAGUUUAUGUCAUUGAAAGUGAUGAUGAUGAUGAUAAAGAAGAAGUGAUGGAAGUUAUGGAUGAUGAUGAACAAGGGUUUGCUGGAUUUGAAAGUAGUGAGAGUGAAGGAGUGAUUGAAUUGGAUGAAUUGUUGAAGAACAAGAAGAGGAAACCAAGAGUCAGCGUUAAGUCUGAGAAAGUUGCAACAUUUUGAUGAUGUUGAAGAGAUUGAUUGAAUGAGGUUGAAGAAGAUAAAGACAGUCACGAGGUUUGUGGAGGUUUUACAAGUUUGUGACAUGUUUUCCUAACAAAGAUCUCUGCGGGUUCUAAGCUCUUGAUAGUAGUUAUCGGUUUGGUCCGUUUGGAAUCUUGAUUGUAGUUACCCCUUUUGUGUAAGAUUAUGUGUGCAGUGGAAAAUGCUUGUCCUUUCUGAAUAUGGCAGAAGCUUUAGCUUAAUCGUUGUAAGAACUCGGCUAACUUUUGAGAUCCUUUUGUGUAAUAUAAGGUAUAUGUAAAAUUAAUUAUCAUGCCUCUUUCCUA